AUGACGACUAUCUGCAUGGCCAUCAUGGAAUCGGAAGAGAUGAACUUCCAACCGAUGGAGCAGCUGGGCUCUCCUAGUAGAGAACACAGCCCUAGUUCUGAUGGUCAUAAAAAAAAACACAGUCGAAAGAGGAAGAAAAAAGUGAGCAACUCCAGCUUUGUUAAUUUACGAGAUUGGACAAGCAAAGUGCAAAAGAGGUAUGAAAAGAAGCUAAAAAUUUCUGAACAAGGAAUAAAUCUGCAAACGAACGUUAGUCUCCCUAAUGGAGAACCAGACAGCAACUACGUCUCCUCAUCAUACUCCUCCUCCUUUAAGUCAAGAUCCAGCUUGGGUAACAACAUAAACUUUUCUUCGGAUGAAUCCAAUUACGACUCAGACAUCGAACAACGAAUCUGCAGAUUUUUGAAAUUAGAGAGUAGUGACACAGUAAGGAAGAGAAAAAAGAAGAAAAAGGAGAAUGCGCAUGAGGGGACAGCUGUCGAUGGGAUUUCGAAUGGAGGUGUGGGUGUGGACCUUUACCCAGGUGAGCCUACCGAUGUGGUUGGCGAUGUGGUUGGCGAUGUGUCUGCAGAUGUGUCUGCAGAUGUCAUUGCCGAUGCGCCUGUAGAUGUCACUGCCGAUGCGCCUGCAGAUGUCACGGCCGAUGCGCCUGCAGGUGUGCUGGUCGAUGUGGGAGGCAACUCCCGAUCGAUGAACGAUGGGACGCUUAACAUGCUAGAGGGAGCCACCGAUCUGGGAGGCACCAUGCUCGAUGAAGACCAUUCUAUCGACCCCGUCAGUAAACACACACAGAAGGAAAAAAGAGAGUCAGACGAUGUGCACGCAGGACAGAAGGGGUCUGCCCACAUGAAUGACCAACAAGUGAGUAGCAACACAGUGAAGAAGAAAAAGGAUCAACCGGAUCAUCCGGAGGAGUCCAAAAAAAAUCGUAACAGUAACGAUAAAAUGGUGAACGCAGAUAAUGCGAAUAUUUCCUUUAAGGAGAAUAGCGUUCCCAAUGGGGAUGAAAAACGCGAAAAUGGGCACCAACGUGAAGACCCUUCCCCGCGUAGUAACACAAAGGGGGAGGCUGUUAAUGUCGAACGGUCGCUUAAGGGCAAGCACGGAGUCACCGCGGAGGAAGCCAACAGGGAAGUCAUUGUGGAGGACAACAGCCCGGUGGGGGAGAGAGGUACUACGCCUGCCCAUGUAAGGAAAGAAGCAAAUGGGGAGGAAAGGCAGCAGCAAGGGGAGGAAAGGCAGCAGCAAGGGGAGGAAAGGCAGCAGCAAGGGGAGGAAGAAGAACAUGGUGAGGAGGAUGCGAAAGAAGAGAAGGAUGAGAAAGCCCGAAAGGAACCCCCCAAAGAAUCGAUAAGCAAACCAGCAAGGGAACCCCCAAACGAAGCGACACGCAAACCAGCAAGGGAACCCCCGAAAGAAAAGGACUCGCGGGGCGGCCCCGAGUCGAAAAGGGAAAGACAAUCGAAGGAAGAGACAAAACAAAAUCGCGAAAAAGGUAAUAGGAUCAAAAAAAAGAAACGCGAGAGAGACAAACGUGUGCCAUACGAGUGCCAUAGGAGUGCACAUCUUCGAACUGCUAAUUCAAAUCGAUACACAUUUGUGACAUCAAGGAGGAACGCUCACCGAGGAAAACAGAAGAGAAGCAACAGAGCCACAGAAAGGAGAAUCCACACAGACCUAGAACUGAUAGGGAAAAAAAACCAUUCGAAUGAAAGGGAGAAUCCGAAUAGAGGAAAUCUCGACAAAAAUGGCUCAGAUAAUUAUCACAAAAGAAAUGCGAAAGAGAAAGAGGCUAACAGAUCCAAGAAAUCCAUUAGCCCUAGUCGAGAAGGACAAGCGAACGAAAGGGACAAACCAAAUUCGCGCGACAAGGAGAACCCCCUCGCACAGAUACACAAGGAUUCUAAUAGCAAUCAGAGGUCGGCUAAACAUUAUGAGGAAAAAAAAAAAGAGAAUUCGCACCCCGGUGGAAGGAAAAGCAUUCAGAAUGGAGAAACGCCGCGUGUCGAUAGGGAAAGGGAUAGCAGAAACAAGGAGGAAGGGGAAAAACUGGAGAGGAGAGACAGACAAGGAGAAGCGGAACGGGAAGGCGACAGGAACGGGAGAGGGAGCGAGAAAGAGACCGAAACAGAGAGGCAGAGCGAGAAAGGGAAAGAGAUCGAAACAGGGAGGCAGAGCGAGAAAGGGAAAGAGAUCGAAACAGGGAGGCAGAAAGGGAUAGGAAUAGAGAAGCAGAGCGAGAAAGGGAAAGAGAGCGAAAUAGGGAAGCAGAACGAGAUCGAAAUAGGGAGGCAGAACGAGAUCGAAAUAGGGAAGCAGAACGAGAGCGAAAUAGAGAAGCAGAACGAGAUCGAAAUAGGGAAGCAGAGCGAGAUCGGAAUAGAGAAGCAGAACGAGAUCGAAAUAGGGAGGCAGAGCGAGAUCGAAAUAGGGAAGCAGAACGAGAUCGAAAUAGGGAGGCAGAACGAGAUCGGAACAGAGAGAAGCAUUUUGAAAACGGAAAAAACCCGCCGAGAAUGCCCAAGGGUAACAACUCAUCAUACGAUAUUUUAA
Messenger RNA from Plasmodium cynomolgi strain B, 2553 nucleotides. RefSeq lists its product as hypothetical. Bases 1 to 2553 code for a protein of 850 amino acids. The transcript is spliced from 3 exons. Lineage: Eukaryota; Apicomplexa; Aconoidasida; Haemosporida; Plasmodiidae. The record is from RefSeq and is a predicted model, not a curated record.